Messenger RNA from Rhagoletis pomonella (apple maggot), 736 nucleotides. RefSeq lists its product as uncharacterized. NCBI's taxonomy places the organism in Eukaryota, Metazoa, Arthropoda, Insecta, Diptera, Tephritidae. The record is from RefSeq and is a predicted model, not a curated record. The coding region runs from base 285 to 677 and encodes 130 amino acids. The transcript has 2 exons.
CACCUUCCAUAGUCAUCUGUAAACAUUUAAAAAGCACUUUCACAAGGCGAAAAUUAUGUGCAUAUAUGUUAAUUUAAUAAAACACACGAACAUACGAAUUGUUAUUGUAACUUUUGUGUAUUUGUAUGUCCUUUAUAUUUGAUAUGCGUUUAUAUGUACAUAUGUGUAGGCCAGCUUACAUAAGUAGUGCAGCGAAAUAUGGCUUAAAAUAAAAUUCUUGCUUAACUGCUUAGCUACUUAGUUGCUACAUAACUGUAAAUGAAUUAGUUUGAUAAUGAAAAUAUAUGUAUGUCGAUAAAUGUAAGACGCUCACCUGUAAUCAGCUGUCCCCGUUCUACCAUCAUCAUUGUCCUGCUGUUGUGUUUUUCCAGUGCCUGCUUCGCAACCCUUUAUUGCGCUGUGCUUCAUAUGAGCCGCGGCCACAACUUCGAAAGACGCUGUCGCCUGAUGCAAAGCUCUUGAAGCACUUGUCGUUGCCCUUACCGCCAAAAAUGAAAAUUACUACAGCAACACAUAAUAAGAAACCAGCAGCUAUGCCACCAUCGGCGCCAACAUCACCAGUGAGCAAUCGCAGCUCCGGUUUCUCUUCCAUUGGCUCAGCUGAUGAGCGUUGGCAACGCUAUGUGGCAUUAUUUGAUGAUGUAGAGGAUAUAAAUAAAGCUCCUAAAGUAAAAUAAGGAAACCUAGCUUUUUUAGUUUACAUAAAUAAAAUUGUAAUACACAUAUGUAUAUUUAU